Lipotes vexillifer (Yangtze River dolphin) is the source of this 2740-nucleotide messenger RNA. It is a transcript of the gene VIL1, whose product is annotated as villin 1. The coding region runs from base 66 to 2549 and encodes 827 amino acids. Lineage: Eukaryota; Metazoa; Chordata; Mammalia; Artiodactyla; Lipotidae. Gene Ontology annotation, biological process: cytoskeleton organization; barbed-end actin filament capping; actin polymerization or depolymerization. Gene Ontology annotation, cellular component: cytoplasm; lamellipodium; actin cytoskeleton. The record is from RefSeq and is a predicted model, not a curated record. Gene Ontology annotation, molecular function: actin filament binding; phosphatidylinositol-4,5-bisphosphate binding. The transcript has 20 exons.
AGCCUGCCACAGCUCCCUGAGAUCUCCCAGGUGGCAGCUGCCUCCUCCAGACAGGCUCAUCCGCCAUGACCAAACUGAGCACCCAGGUCAAAGGCUCCCUCAACGUCACCACGCCCGGGGUGCAGAUAUGGAGGAUAGAGGCCAUGCAGAUGGUGCCUGUUCCUUCCAGCACCUUCGGCAGCUUCUUCGAUGGUGACUGCUACAUAGUCCUGGCUAUCCACAAGACAGGCAGCAACCUGUCCUAUGACAUUCACUACUGGAUCGGCCAGGACUCGUCCCAGGAUGAGCAAGGGGCAGCUGCCAUCUACACCACACAGAUGGAUGACUUUCUGAAGGGCCGGGCUGUCCAGCACCGCGAGGUCCAGGGCAACGAGAGCGAGACCUUCCGAGGCUACUUCAAGCAGGGCAUCGUGAUCCGGAAAGGGGGUGUGGCUUCUGGCAUGAAACAAGUGGAGACCAACUCCUAUGACAUCCAGCGGCUGCUACAUGUCAAGGGCAAGAGGAAUGUGGUGGCCAGAGAGGUGGAGAUGUCCUGGAAGAGUUUCAACCGUGGGGAUGUUUUCCUCCUGGACCUCGGGAAGUUUAUCAUCCAGUGGAACGGGCCAGAGAGUAACCGCAUGGAGAGACUCAGGGGCAUGACCCUGGCCAAGGAUAUCCGAGACCAGGAGCGGGGUGGACGCACCUAUGUGGGCAUAGUGGACGGGGAGGACGAGAAGGCCUCGCCGCAGUUGAUGGAGAUCAUGAACCACGUGCUGGGCCGGCGGAAGGAGCUGAAAGCCGCCAUGCCUGACGCGGUGGUGGAGCCGGCACUCAAGGCCGCCCUCAAGUUGUACCAUGUGUCUGACUCAGGGGGAACCGUGGUGGUCAGAGAAGUCGCCACAUGGCCGCUCACACAGGACCUGCUGAGUCACGAGGAAUGUUACAUCUUGGACCAGGGGGGUCUGAAGAUCUACGUGUGGAAGGGGAAGAAUGCCAGUGCCCAGGAGAAGAGGGAAGCCGUGGGCCAGGCACUGAACUAUAUCAAAGCGAAGCAGUACCCACCAAGCACACAGGUGGAGGCGCAGAAUGAUGGGGCCGAGUCAGCCAUCUUUCAACAGCUCUUCCAGAAGUGGACAGUGCCCAGCCGGGCCUCAGGCCUGGGCAAAACCCAUGCCGUGGGCUCCGUGGCUAGGGUGGAACAGGUGAAGUUUGAUGCCACGUCCAUGCACACCCAGCCUCAGGUGGCUGCCCAGCAGAAGAUGGUCGACGAUGGGAGUGGGGAGGUGCAGGUAUGGCGCAUUGAGGACCUAGAGCUGGUGCCUGUGGAUUCCAAGUGGCUCGGCCACUUCUAUGGGGGAGACUGCUACCUGCUGCUCUACACCUACCUCAUUGGCGAGAAGAAGCACUACCUGCUCUACAUCUGGCAGGGCAGCCAGGCCAGCCAGGAUGAAAUCACAGCCUCGGCCUAUCAAGCGGUCAUCCUGGACCAGCAGUACAACAAUGAACCAGUCCAGAUCCUGGUCCCGAUGGGCAAGGAGUCACCUCACCUCAUGUCCAUCUUCAAAGGACGCAUGGUGGUCUACCAGGGAGGCACCUCUCGGGCUAACAGCGUGGAGCCUGUGCCCUCCACACGGCUGUUCCAGGUCCGGGGGACCAGCACCAACAACACCAAGGCCUUUGAGGUCCCAGCCCGGGCCGCCUCCCUCAACUCCAAUGACGUCUUCAUCCUCAAGACCCAGUCUUGCUGCUACCUGUGGUGUGGGAAGGGCUGUAGUGGGGACGAGCGGGAAAUGGCCAAGAUGGUUGCUGACACCAUCUCCCGGACCGAGAAACAAGUGGUGGUGGAAGGGCAGGAGCCGGCCAACUUCUGGAUGGCCCUGGGCGGGAAGGCCCCCUAUGCCAGCACCAAGAGGCUGCAGGAGGAAACCCUGGUGAUCACUCCUCGGCUCUUUGAAUGUUCCAACCAGACUGGGCGCUUCCUGGCCACAGAGAUCCCUGACUUCAAUCAGGAUGACUUGGAAGAGGAUGAUGUGUUCCUGCUAGAUGUCUGGGACCAGGUCUUUUUCUGGAUUGGAAAGAAUGCCAAUGAGGCCGAGAAGAAAGCUGCAGCCACCACAGUGCAGCAAUACCUCAAGACCCACCCCAGCGGCCGGGACCCCGAGACCUCCAUCAUUGUGGUGAAGCAAGGACACGAGCCCCCCACAUUCACGGGCUGGUUCCUGGCUUGGGAUCCCUUCAAGUGGAGUAACGCCAAAUCCUAUGAGGCCCUGAAGGCGGAGCUUGGAAACUCUGGGGACUGGGGCCAGAUCACUGCUGAGCUCACAAACCCUAAACUAGACGUGUUCAACGCUAACAGCAAUAUCAGUUCUGGGCCUCUACCCAUCUUUCCCCUGGAGCAGCUGGUGAACAAGCCUGUGGAGGAGCUUCCCGAGGGCGUGGAUCCCAGCAGGAGGGAGGAGCACCUGUCUGUUGAGGAUUUCACCAAGGCCUUGGGGAUGACUCCUGCUGCCUUCUCUGCUCUGCCUCGAUGGAAACAACAAAACCUCAAGAAAGAAAAAGGACUAUUUUGAGAAGCAAGAGUAGCUGUGGUUUCAAGCAGUGGCCCCACCCCGCUUGCAGAGCUUCAUUUUGUUAUUACUGGUAUUAGUCCUAUAUUAAUGGAAGUGAACAUGUACAGUUGUACCUGUGAGCAGCAGUCUGUGGCAAUGCCACUUCUGUUUAGUAAUCUACUUAUUCCUCCAGAAAGAUGAUUCCUCCAUAA